This is a messenger RNA of Zophobas morio, 1180 nucleotides long. RefSeq names its product J domain-containing protein (gene jdp). The record is from RefSeq and is a predicted model, not a curated record. The transcript has 4 exons. The coding region runs from base 182 to 709 and encodes 175 amino acids. NCBI's taxonomy places the organism in Eukaryota, Metazoa, Arthropoda, Insecta, Coleoptera, Tenebrionidae. Gene Ontology annotation, cellular component: cytoplasm.
CUUAAAACCCAAACCGCACUGACCGCUUCCAGAUCGUCCGACUUUCACUCAUUCUUGAGCAACCGUUCACUCCACGUCGGCUCGAUUUUCCGCAGCGCAGGUUUUCAGUUUCCCGAGCCGGGCUUUUCCCUGAUUCCUCAGUCGGAGUGGGAAAGCUGAGCAGUGCGGUGUUCGCGUGAAAAUGACCAAUGUGGACGAGAUCCUCAACUACAAGAGGAAGGAAGAGGAGGACUACUAUGGCAUUCUGGGGUGCGACGAGACCUCCACGGUGGAGCAGAUCACCACCGAGUAUAAAGUGCGGGCCUUGCAGUACCAUCCCGACAAGAACGAGGGCGAUAAGGAGGCUGAGCAGAAGUUCCAGCUUUUGAAGGAAGCCAAAGAAACCCUGUGCGAUCCCGAAAAACGCAGCAAUUACGACAAGUGGAGGGGCAGCGGAAUUUCGAUAAGCUACAGACAGUGGUUGGGGAUGAAGGAGCACGUACAUCAGUCCAUGCACUGGAGCACGCCCAAGACCAAAGACCGCAUGCUGGAGAGCGGCGGCUCGUCCGGCCCGUCCAGCCUGGGGGCGGGCGGCGUGUCGGCGGCGCAGCGACGGGCCUCCGAGGGCGGCGCCAACCUGCACUGGACCGGGCGCGGCGGCACCGGCUCGGCCUGGGGCACCGAAGCGCCAAGCGAGGUUGUCAGUAAAUUCCGCAACUACGAAAUCUAAGAUGUCUAGUCGUAUAUGUACCACGUGACCAUCCUCUAGUUAGACCUAAGUAUAUGGAUGUUCAAGGUCGAGGACUGUCUCGAUCGACUGUUUGGUGUUUUCUGGAUUUCCCCCCUUGUUGUCGACAUAUCAGUUUGUUUUGUUGUUGAUGGGAUCAAUCGGACCAAUCAAAUCUGCUGCUACUUUUAAUGUGAUAUUAGUUUCGUGAAGUAGGUGGGUGAUUGUGUGAAGGUGCGUCCGUAUGUGGACGCGGCUUGUCGACGCAUGCUUUGUUUUCUUUGUGGUUUAGUUGCUUGCAGAUACACCCGUUCCUAUCAGGGUACAUGCACAAAUCCACCCUCUACACUAUUUUUUGAUAAGUGUUUACGAUAAAUCAUAUUUUAAUUAAUGUUAUUAUCGAAUCAUAUGACUAUAAGUAUUUAUAAAUGUUAUAUGGAAAUCAAUAAAUUAUGGUUAUACGUUGUAGUAACA